GCAGUGGGGCUCUAACUCCUCGCCCCUGUCCGCAGGCCCCACCAGUCACCAUGCUCAUCAAGGAGUAUCACAUCCUGCUGCCCAUGAGCCUCGAGGAAUACCAGGUGGCCCAGCUCUAUAUGAUCCAGAAGAAGAGCCGGGAGGAAUCCAGCGGGGAGGGCAGCGGGGUUGAGAUCCUGGCCAACCGGCCCUACAGUGACGGCCCAGGAGGCAGCGGCCAGUACACCCACAAGAUCUACCACGUGGGCUCCCACAUCCCCAGCUGGUUCCGUGCCCUGCUGCCCAAGGCUGCUCUGCAAGUGGAGGAGGAGUCGUGGAAAGCCUAUCCCUACACGCGCACCAGAUACACCUGCCCCUUUGUGGAGAAGUUCUCCAUCGAGAUCGAGACCUAUUACCGGCCCGACUCUGGCAAACAGAGCAAUGUCUUCAACCUCACGGCGGCCGAGAAGAGGCAGCGGAUUAUGGACACCAUUGACAUUGUGCGGGACCCCAUCUCGCCCAACGAGUACAAGGUGGAGGAGGACCCCAAGCUGUAUCGCUCGGCGAAGACAGGCCGGGGGCCGCUGGGCGAUGACUGGCUGGAGGGGGCCAUGGCUUCUGGGCCCCUCAUGUGUGCCUACAAGCUAUGCAAGGUGGAGUUCCGCUACUGGGGCAUGCAGUCCAAGAUCGAGCAGUUCAUCCACGACGUAGGGCUGCGCAAGGUGAUGCUGCGGGCACACCGCCAGGCCUGGUGCUGGCAGGACGAGUGGACGGAGCUGACCAUGGAGGACAUCCGGCAGCUGGAGGAGGAGACGGCCCGCAUGCUGGCUCAGAAGAUGGCCAAGUGCACGGAGGCCGAGGAGGUGGCGGCUGCCCCCAGUGCUGAGGGCCGGGCCGAGCUGGGCAGCACUGACGGGCAGGAUCGAGCUGAGGGGCAGGGGCCGCCCGACGCCUCCCCUGACGACGCCUUCGCCAAGCAGUGGUCCACAUCCUCCCGCUCCUCCUAUUCCUCCCAGCAUGGAGGGGGGGUAUCUCCCCAGAGUCUCUCAGAGUGGCGUAUGCAGAACAUUGCACGGGACUCGGAGAACAGUCAGGAGGAAUUCUUCGAUGGCGCAUGGUACGGAGGGUGGAGGGGAGUGGUCCCCAUCCUGUAG
This is a messenger RNA of Chelonoidis abingdonii (Abingdon island giant tortoise), 1133 nucleotides long. The record is from RefSeq and is a predicted model, not a curated record. Lineage: Eukaryota; Metazoa; Chordata; Testudines; Testudinidae.